Molecule: messenger RNA, 3498 nt
Organism: Coregonus clupeaformis (lake whitefish)
Lineage: Eukaryota; Metazoa; Chordata; Actinopteri; Salmoniformes; Salmonidae
Product: ras-related protein Rab-27B
Exons: 7
Coding region: 183-836 (217 amino acids)
Biological process (GO): melanosome transport; positive regulation of exocytosis
Cellular component (GO): melanosome; secretory granule
Molecular function (GO): GTPase activity; GTP binding
Source: RefSeq, a predicted model, not a curated record
CCCUGCAGCCAGGGGUGUGGCCUACAGAGCUGGUGAUACAGCUUGAAGCUAGGUUAAGUCAGCUGCCUCACCGUACAGGGCUGAGGGUUUGGAAGAUAAGGUGCUGCUGCUACUGCUGGGUUGAGGACUGGCUGGUUUCAGUGAAGGGCACAGAGCUAAAACGGUUCAGCGCGGUCAGCACGAUGACUGAUGGGGACUAUGAUUACCUCAUCAAGCUCCUGGCUCUGGGGGACUCUGGAGUAGGGAAGACUACGUUUCUCUACAGGUACACAGACAACAAGUUCAACCCCAAGUUCAUCACCACGGUGGGAAUAGACUUCAGGGAAAAGAGAGUGGUGUACACAACGUCGGGCCCCAAUGGAACCACAGGGAAGACCUUUAAAGUUCACCUCCAGCUCUGGGAUACGGCUGGACAGGAGAGGUUCAGGAGUCUAACCACAGCCUUCUUCAGAGAUGCCAUGGGCUUCCUGCUCAUGUUUGACCUCACCAGCCAACAGAGCUUUCUGAACGUCCGCAACUGGAUGAGCCAGCUGCAGGCCAAUGCUUACUGUGAGAACCCAGACAUUGUGUUGGUGGGCAACAAGGCAGACCUGGCGGACCAGAGAGAGGUGCAGGAGAAGCACGCUAAGGAACUAGCCGACAAGUACGGGAUCCCGUACUUUGAGACGUCGGCAGCGACGGGGUCUGAGGUGGACAAGGCGGUCAUCACCCUACUAGACCUGGUCAUGAAGAGGAUGGAGCAGUGUGUCGACAAGCCCACCGCCGAGCCCGCCAACGGGGGAGGAACCGCCAAGCUGGAGGACGCUGCGCCUGACCAGAAGAAGUGUGCAUGCUAGACCUGGCCCCUCCCACGUCCCCUUCUCCCUACUCUGGUUGGUCCUCUAGUGCGCCCUCUGGUGGCCAGACACAGAAGGGCAGCAGCGUGGCCACAGCAUGACGUGUGAUGGGGCAGCUCAGUCAGCCACACUGCAAUGGGGCUGUGGUUCUGGUCUUGCAUGGCCUGUGUGUACUGUUCUGGACCUGGCUAUGUGUCUCUCCUGCCUGUCCUGUGUUGUGUUGUGUUGCGUCCCAAAUGUCACCCUGUUCCCUAUAUAGGGCAUUACUUUUGACCAGAGCCCAUAGGGUGUGCACUAUGUACAUUUACCUUGGACAUAAUGGACAACACAGCGGGACGAGGUAGAGCUGAGUUCAUUAUUUCCAAGUUAACGUACAGAACGGAGGCAUUUAUCCCGCUUAUACCACAGUUGCCAAACAAUACUAAAGCAUACAUUUUCUGGUAGAAAUGUUUUCAUAGAUAUUUUAAUUAAUUAAAAGUAAAUUCAUACUUUUUCAUCCUCCCAUCAAACCUGAUGGUUAGUCUGUUGCCAGGGAUGCGACCCAUCUGUUCAUUCUUUCUGUUCUACGUCUAUUGACGUUUUUAUCCGGUUGCCAUGCUGGCUUGCUUGCUAGCUAGACAACUAUUUUUAACACAAUCACGUCAACCUCUGCAGCCAGAAUAACAGCAAAGUAGCUGCAUUUGUGUUUGUUUAAGCUGUUUUUUGAAGUGACAUUCAUUGGAUACAUCCAUAACAGUGAGCUGAUGAUGCACGACUUUGGCAUUGAAAAGUUUGCGUUCUCGUCAGGACACUGUUCAUUAUGAGGAGAUCGCAUUGCAUAUUUACAUUUGAGUCAUUUAGCAGACACUCUUAUCCAGAGCGACUUGCAAUAGCAGUUAGGGUUAAGUGCCUUGCUCAAGGGCACAUUGACACAUUUUUCACCUAGUUAGCUCGGGGAUUCGAACCAGCGACCUUUCAGUUACUGGCCCAAUGCUGUUAACCGCUAGGCUACCUGCCACCCUUAUCGAACAUAUCAAGCACUAGGCUUGAAGCUAGCUAAACAGUUUGUUGCUAGCAAACAUGCCAAUAUGACAACCGAAUUCAACAAUGUCAGUUGCUGAAAACAUCUGGUCAAAAUAGAAAAGUGGGAGGGUUUGACAGCAUAGCGCCACUUGCGUCAUGAUUGCAACAUUGAAGGACUGGAGAAAUUCAUGUUCAUCCCAUCACUCACCACGUUAGGUCAUCAGAGGUCUCUGCAAAAUCAAAUGAAUGCCAGCUAGCUAGUUAGCUAAGUUUUUCCUCGUUGGACCUGCGUUUACAAUGUAUCCAAUAUGGGUUUGUGUGGUUGUUGGUUUAGCUUUUCUGUAACUUUGUACCAAGUACAGUCUGCAUGUUCAGUGCUUUUAUACUGCGUCAUGAUUAGGUGUCCCGUAUAUAUCUGUCCCAGAGACAUCCAACUGUCCUCUGUAUUUGUUUUUAAAUGCCCAUUCUAGAAUGCCCUUCUAGCCAAUCAGAAAGAAGUAUUCUACAGCGCUGUGGUAUAAAUAGGGAUUAGGGUGGCAUUUGGGACGAAAGCCCGGCCUACCGGAGGCCUCUGCUUUGUAAGACUUUGUAUCCCCAUGUUGUUUAGAAGUAUCUGUCCAAUCUAAUCUACUGCCUUGGCUUUUAAGGCCCCAUCCAUAUUGCAGUAACAAUAUUAUAUUAAUAAAACAUUUGACCAGUUAUUUAUAUAUGAUUUAGAUUUUGUUUUUGUUUUUGUUUAUUUAAAUUUAAGUUCUUAUUCUACAGUUGUUGUUUUUUUUUUUUUACUUUUUGUUUUAGAUUAGAUUAUUAUUAUAGUCAAUCUACUCCUUUAGAUUAUGGUUCAACACACUCAUUUACAGUAAAUGUAAUCCCCAAAUAACGGUACUUUUUUGACAACAGUGUAUAGCUAAAUGUGCAUAAAAGAGAGUAAAGGUAUGAUCAACUUUAUCAUAUUGUAAUAUCACUCAGUCAAUACUGAGAUUAUACUACUGUCAGGAAAAUGCAUUGCCAAGCAGUAAAUAUCUCAUUGAUGAUAACUGCUGUUGGUCUGUUUGUGUGCCAAAAUCACCUUCACAUUGCCUGUAGUCCAAAUCAAAUCUAAUGUUAUUGGUCCCAUACACACGUUUAGCCGAUGUUAUCGCGUGUGUAGCAAAAGGCUUGUGUUCCUAGCUCCAACAGUGCAGUACCAUCCAACCAGGUCAGGAGUGUCUGUCCGUCUGUGGCUGUCUGUCUGUCUGUGGCUGUUACCAAGGGCCUUUGACGCUCCUAGCUACUAAUCUCGUGUGACGGACUUUAACAUCAAAUCUAGUGCACGCGAUAUUUAGUUCUGUGUUCUGAGAUUGUGUUCCUACAUUUUGCCACAUGGACCAACUUUACAGGACUAACUCCACUCCUCACGCCCCCUGGCUAAAGACAACGCAGUGAUAACACACUGCUCCCCAACCUUCUCUUACUCCUGAAUGUAACAUCCUCAACUUUUCUAUAGCAAAAAAUUAAUAACACGAUGGUACACAGUGAGACCAAGACAGGCAGUCGGUGUUAGCUGUUAUCGUGUUUUAAGACAAGACAAAGGCCAUAAUGUAGUGACUGUUCGGUGUAUAUCUGAUGUGGAAGUAGUGUUUAAUAAACAUACUGUAGGUCAUGUUUGACUUUAAAAAGA